UUUCCACGCAUGUAGCAUUAACAAGUUUUUGAUAUAAUUGCAUUAUAAAAGUCAUAUUUAAAUGGGUAGGAAAUAAAUGUCCUCGACUGUACAUGCAGUGUUAAUCCACUUUACAAUAAAUCAGUACUCAUUUUAAAAAGGACCAGUUAUCGGAUGUCAUGAUAACGUUCGUAGUCUGACAGGCACAGAUUAUCUCAUUCCCGCGCCGACCGUCGGCGCGCGCGCACGUGUCCCAGUACCCCAGUUUUUUAUUACCGGAAUUCGUGUCAGUAUAAACAAUCAAUACCCAUCGGUUAACAGUUAAGUGCAGUUAAAAAAUGCGUCGUGUCAAAAUGAAUUUGGACCCCGAUUUGGGUGAUUUAGAAGAAAUGUUAGCACACGUACAAAAUCAAUUGGAACACGAAAUAGAUUUAGAAAAAGAGUCUAAAAUACCAUCCGUUAUUAAUGUUCAAGAAUCACCAAAACCUAUGAAGAAGAACACAAUGAAAUCGGAUACUUUUGUGUACCGUCGUCAAGCACCACGACCACCUUUAACAAGGAUGAAUAGUGAGAACAAAUCUCCAGGAGAAGAAAGAAAACAUUACGAAAGUUUACGUGGAUCGCAGAGUAGUUUGAAAUCUGAUGAUGCUGUAUCACAAAUAUCCUUCCAGUCUUUCCGUUCGGAGCCAGUUCAGAGACUCUCUCUGUUCAAUAUGUCGGAUAAAAGAGUGUCGUCAUCUUCUCUCAAUGGUAAAGGAAAAACAUCAACUCUACCACGUGGAUAUGGUUCUACGAAGGAUAAAUGGGAAGACUACUGGGCAUACGAGCAAUCGAUAAGCAGCGCUCGGGCGUCAGUGAUGGUAUACGACGAUCAUGCGAAACGCUGGAUACCCUCAGGUUCCAGCUCGGGCCUCUCCAAGGUCCACAUCUAUCACCACACGCAGCAUAACACAUUUCGCGUCGUCGGCAGGAAACUAAACGAUCAUGAGGUAGUAAUAAACUGUGGCAUAGUCCGCGGUCUCAAGUACAAUCAGGCGACAGCCACGUUCCACCAAUGGCGGGACGCGCGACAGGUCUACGGUCUCAACUUCUCCUGUCGCGAGGACGCUGACAGCUUUGCGAGGGCUAUGAUGCAUACUCUUGAGAUUCUGGCGAACAAAGUGACAAACAACUCUGCCCCGCCCCCCGCGCCCCCCAACCCGCCCGCAUACAACGGCCACGCCCACUACGAUGAGGACAUGGGGUACAGAACAAUGACACGAGAGGACGCGGCGAUGCUGCAACAGCCGCAGUACCACGCUCCUCACAUACAACACAAUCCCAUACAACAUACACCACAAGUCCACCAGCCCAUUCAGCAGUACCACCAGCCCAGCCAGUACCAUGCACCGCACCAACAUCAUCAGCAGGUGGUGGUUCAGAGUGCGAGCGCGGGCAACAGCGCGCCGCCCGCACCGCCUCCGCACGCCGCGCCCGCCGCCCACACUCUGCCGCACGCACCGCAUGCGCACCACCCGCCCGGACACCACCGCACCAGCAGUGCUCCGAUGCCUCCCAACAUGUCGCUGUCAACGGCCACUGCUCCGCCCCCCGUGCCCCCACACCAGAAUCUACCCGCGCCUGCCAAUGGUCCAAUGCAAGGUCCAGUGGCACCCCCCACACCACCAGCCGCGCCACAACCACCCCCCAUGACAGGGUUCGCGGCGCAGCUGCAGCAGGCCAGGCUAAAGAGACAGGCGAAGCAAGCCGCUGCUCCUGGUGGCACGGACUCCUCCCCGCCGGGUGCAGGCGGAGCUGCUGGUGGUGGGGCGGAGCACUCGGGCUCCUCCUCCUCCUCAGGGUCAGGUCGUGCUGCAGGCACGCUGCACUGCAUGAUGCACGAGAUGGCGCGCACGCUGGCACGGCGCCGUGCACAUCUAGACAAAGCUGAGGAGUCAUCAGCAGAGAACUCUGGGACGUCAACUCCGCUGAAGACAUGGGAGAGAUCCGCCACUCUGCCGCACCGCCUGCCUGCUGCUUGUAAUGGCAACACUCCAAGUUCAGAAUCUCCCCAACAGCCGCCGCAGUCUCCGCGCUCAGUACGUAAGCGCUUUGGUUCUGCCAGCGAGGAGACAAUACUUAAGCAGGUGAACGGCGGGGGCGGGGGCGAGGGCGGGUGCGUGUCCGCGGCGGAGUGGGACGCCUUCAAGCAGGACGUGCUGCGCGAGAUGCGCACUCAGCUCAACCAGAUCAAGAAGGAGAUACUAGAUGCAAUGAAGGCGGAAUUCGCGCGCAGGUAAGGUCGGGGCGCGCGCCGAGUGAAACUAGUCUGCCGGACAGCGGUGAACAUUUAUUUUGUUAUUAAACAGACAAACAGAUCAUCUGUUUUUUAAUAUUACAUUUUUUGUAUGUAAUUUGAACAUAUGUCAACUGUCACUUUGACAGUCGAGUGCAUACUCUAUGAUUUUUGACAUUUGUUUUUUUAAAUGUAAAUGGAAAUGUGUUAAUGCCAUAUCGAAUAAUAGGAAAGAAUUAAAAUAAAUAUUUUUUUGAUUGUUAAUUAAAAU
This is a messenger RNA of Papilio xuthus (Asian swallowtail), 2525 nucleotides long. RefSeq names its product ENAH actin regulator enabled (gene ena). The transcript is spliced from 14 exons. NCBI's taxonomy places the organism in Eukaryota, Metazoa, Arthropoda, Insecta, Lepidoptera, Papilionidae. The coding region runs from base 318 to 2258 and encodes 646 amino acids. The record is from RefSeq and is a predicted model, not a curated record. Gene Ontology annotation, molecular function: SH3 domain binding.